AUGUCUAAACUUAUAAUAGAUCAAUUAACGCAUCCCCAAAAAGUACGUUUAUUAUAUAAAACCGUUUUAAGACUACAUCGAGGAUUGCCGGAAGAAUUGAAAGAGUUGGGUGAUAAAUAUGUAAGAGAUGAAUUUCGGAGACAUUUAAAAUGUUCGCCAAUGGAAGCGCAAUUAUUUAUGACAGAGUGGGCGAAAUAUGCCGCUACUAUUACCAAACAAUUAGGUAUUAAAGGCAAGCCUUUUGGUAAAUUAGGCGACGAAUUGGAUGCUGAAUGUGUGGAAAUGUUAAAUGACGAUCAAGUCGUUCAGUUAUAUGAAUUAAUGUUGGCCGCUAAAGGUUUGGAAGGUGAUGUCAUCACAGCAGAAGAUCUUAAAAAAAAAAAAUAAAUACAACUUAAUAAUUGACAAAUCUUUUGUUAUCAAUUGUUUUUGCUUUUUUUAGUACUUUAGAUAUAAGACGAAUACUAUUUUCCGUUGCAAUCCGUUGCGAUGUCUCAGGACCGAAUUUCAUAGAAAAUGCGAAUUAUCAUUUUCGAAAUCUCUCUAAAAGCAUUUUAUAUAAGAAUCAUGACUUUCUUAGAGAUAUCAGAGUCACAUUUAGCGUAAUCUUAUUCACCAAAAAUUUCAUAACUGUUUGUAUAACUCGGACGCCAUAACACUUCAUUGAGUGAAAGCUUAGAAAUUAAACUUUUAUCGUUUAUGUUGAGUUUCGAAUCUCACGACGGUAAGAGUUUACUUUGGUUAUAGCUAUUGUAAGUGAUUGGCCGAUAAAUUUAUAAAUCUAGGCUAGGCAAUACAGCCCCUGCUUUUUAAUCUGCGGCCGGUUUAUGGCAGCCAACGCCGUACAAACACGACUGUAAUUUUAGCAGGUUUUGCGUCGAUUAUCGGUUCGACGCGUCGAGCAGCGAUUAUGCGACUUUUGUCAGUGUUAAAUGAAAAUUCAUCCGAUAGUGAACUUGACGCCGCAUAGUAUAUAAGAAUUAUCUAAUCCUAUUCCAAAAUGUUGGAAAGGGCUAUACAAAGAAGUAAAUUCAGCUUUUUUUCGAGAAUGGAAGCUUCAGU
Glossina fuscipes is the source of this 1062-nucleotide messenger RNA. RefSeq names its product succinate dehydrogenase assembly factor 3, mitochondrial (gene Sdhaf3). The record is from RefSeq and is a predicted model, not a curated record. Lineage: Eukaryota; Metazoa; Arthropoda; Insecta; Diptera; Glossinidae. Bases 1 to 387 code for a protein of 128 amino acids. The transcript has 3 exons. Gene Ontology annotation, biological process: succinate metabolic process; mitochondrial respiratory chain complex II assembly. Gene Ontology annotation, cellular component: mitochondrial intermembrane space; mitochondrion.